GGAGCCGUCGCUGCGCGCGCGGGGCGGAAGCGGCGGUGACGUGUCCGCGCCGGCGGAAGCGGAAGCGGGGCCGUGCGGGCGGCGGUGGCGGCGGCGGCGGCGAUGCUGUCGCUGGACUUUCUGGACGAUGUGCGGCGCAUGAACAAGCGGCAGCUGUACUACCAGGUGCUGAACUUCGGCAUGAUCGUGUCCUCCGCCCUCAUGAUCUGGAAGGGGCUCAUGGUGGUGACGGGCAGCGAGAGUCCCAUCGUGGUGGUGCUGAGUGGGAGCAUGGAGCCUGCCUUCCACAGAGGAGACCUCCUGUUCCUCACGAACCGAAUUGAAGAUCCAAUCAGAGUGGGAGAAAUCGUCGUCUUUAGGAUAGAGGGAAGGGAAAUUCCUAUAGUCCAUCGUGUCCUGAAAAUCCAUGAGAAGCAAAACGGAGACAUCAAAUUUCUGACAAAGGGGGACAACAAUGCCGUGGAUGACAGAGGGCUCUACAAACAGGGCCAGCACUGGCUGGAGAAGAAGGACGUAGUAGGACGAGCCAGAGGAUUUGUGCCCUAUAUUGGAAUAGUGACUAUCUUAAUGAACGAUUAUCCAAAAUUUAAGGUAAGAGCUCUAUUUCCUGCCUGCUUUCCCCAACCAAGCCCUAAUUCCUGCAUGAGAACGUGGGCAGAACCCUGUGCCCUGCACGUUUGCUGCUGUAGAUAUCAGUGUGCACUCCUGUAUCUCCUCUGCUCUCUCUUCCAGUAUGCAGUGCUCUUUUUACUGGGUUUAUUUGUGCUGGUCCAUCGAGAGUAGUCCCUUGCACUAAACUACGAGGUGAAGGUGCCAUGGAUUUUUCUAAAUGAACGUUUAAAGUAGCUGAUGGUCCAAUGUACCAGGAAGAAGAAGAAAGCAUGCAUUUCAAAGCUUCUUGCCAGUUUGGGUUUGUUUUGGUUUUUACUGCGUAAGGGCGAAUGUUUGUCACAGUAUUUCCAAUGGUUUGUCACAUUUUAGCCUUUUUAGUGAAUUUUUAUAUUAAAAAUUUGAGCCAAAAUGUUUAGUGCUUGUACUUUGAAGCUGAGCUUCCUCUCCAAGUGCCUCUGGGGCCGUGUCCUCAGUCUGUGCCUGGCCGGGCCAGGUGCCCCCUCCCUUGUGCUUACUGAACUGUCCAGUGGUGAGUUGUGGCCAUGACGGGUUUUUUCCAAUUCAGAACUGGAAUAAAGAUUUUGCCUCUUGCCA
Molecule: messenger RNA, 1206 nt
Organism: Prinia subflava (tawny-flanked prinia)
Lineage: Eukaryota; Metazoa; Chordata; Aves; Passeriformes; Cisticolidae
Gene: SEC11A
Product: SEC11 homolog A, signal peptidase complex subunit
Exons: 5
Coding region: 103-783 (226 amino acids)
Cellular component (GO): membrane; signal peptidase complex
Molecular function (GO): serine-type endopeptidase activity
Source: RefSeq, a predicted model, not a curated record